CAUCUUCUCUUCACAAACAAUAUCACGAUAUUCUUUGGCCGAUGGUAUCGACAAGAUGGUUCUCGGCAUGGGCUGGCAUAAGCCUGACAACUUUGCCGGUUCGUCGAGUUGGGCUAUCACGAUUGGCCUGUUUGUUGCGUCGGGGGGGUUGUUGUUUGGCUAUGAUCUGGGCGUCAUCAACGGCAUCCUCGCCAUGUCCGUCUUCAAAGACCAUUUCAGCACCAACCAAUCCUGCAAAGACGACGAAGGCCACAUUGAUCUCUGUCCCUCAGAUUCAUCUCUCAUCGUCGCCAUUCUCAGCGGUGGAGCCGUCAUCGGCGCUCUUGUCGCAGCUCCAUCUGGUGACAGCAUCGGGCGACGGAAGACGUUGCUCGCGGCUGUCACUACAUUUUGUGUCGGAGCCAUCUUUCAAAUAUGCGCUCGAGCAACACCAAUGUUAUUAGUCGGGAGGUUACUUGCUGGCGUUGCAGUCGGAGCUAUUUCCGUUCUCGUCCCUCUUUAUCAGUCCGAGACUGCGCCGAAAUGGAUACGCGGGACCAUCAUAUGCAUGUAUCAGUUCUCCAUCACGGUGGGGAUAUUAACCGCGACUACUAUCAACGUUGGCACAUCCAAUAUCGACAGCGACGCCGCAUAUCGGAUCCCUCUCGGCCUCCAACUUGUCCCCGGCCUCAUCCUCGCCUCUGGUAUUCUUUAUCUCCCGGAGACUCCCCGGUUUCUCGUCAAGAAAGGACGGUUAGUAGAGGCGGGAAUGUCCUUGAGCCGUUUUCGCAGAUUGGAUAUGACGCAUCCUGCUCUGGUGGACGAGCUUCAAGAGAUUAUCGCAAAUCAUCAAUAUGAACUAACCCUCGGCCACGAUACAUACAAAGCUCUCUUCGCGAGAAACUCCUCCCUUGGCCGUCGAACCAUGACUGGCUGUGGGCUACAGAUGCUGCAGCAACUGACCGGCAUCAACUUCGUUAUGUACUACGGAACCACUUUCUUCAGCAACGCCGGGGUCAACAAGCCCUUCCUCACCAACCUAGCCAUGAUCAUCAUCAACUGCGUUUGCACAGUACCCGGUCUCAUCGUCAUCGAAUCAUGGGGAAGACGGAAGCUCCUAAUGGCUGGCGCUCUCGGCAUGGGUGUUUCUCAGAUGCUGAUAGCAGCAGUAUACUCAGCUACGGAAGAUAAGAUGGAAAACACUCACGGAGGGGCCGCUAACAUGGUUCUUGUCGUCUUUUGUGCCCUCAACGUGUUUUUCUACGCAUCGUCCUGGGGACCUGUUGCUUGGGUCGUGACUUCAGAGAUCUUCCCACUUAAAGUGCGCGCAAAGGCCAUGUCGGUGUCAACAACAGCGAACUGGCUCUUGAACUUUGGAGUAGCAUACGCACCACCGUAUAUUCUCGGCAGAGGCGCAAACGCAUUCGGGCUCAAGAUCUUCUUCAUCUGGGGAUCAUGCUGUCUCCUUUCCAUUGCUUUUGUGUGGUUGAUGGUAUACGAAACUAGCAAGAUGACACUAGAGCAGAUUGAUGAAAUGUACGAAAGAGUAAGACAUGCAUGGGAGAGCCCAGGCUUUAACCCUACAUGGAGUUUUCAACAAAUGCAGAAUGCGGGAUGGGACGCGAAUGCGCAGCCAGAGCAACAAGCUGGCGAUGCACAUUCAGCAUCGAACGCCAACUCGACAGACGACGAGGGUCAUGAAACGGCGACAAUAAGGCCGGAUAAUUCGCAUGGAUCGACGGCUCCUAUGGCGAAUUUGGAUUUUAGUUAUUAAUUAAUCUGUGUUUACAUUCCUUGGAACCGAAUGCAGUCACGAUAUGAAACCGCCGUUGGCCAAGCUGUGCCAAUGCAACAAGAACUCGACCGAAUUCUUGGAUGCUUACAACAAUACAGCAUGAUAUGGAAC
Fusarium verticillioides 7600 is the source of this 1885-nucleotide messenger RNA. RefSeq lists its product as hypothetical. Gene Ontology annotation, biological process: transmembrane transport; carbohydrate transport. Gene Ontology annotation, cellular component: membrane. Lineage: Eukaryota; Fungi; Ascomycota; Sordariomycetes; Hypocreales; Nectriaceae. The coding region runs from base 56 to 1753 and encodes 565 amino acids. The record is from RefSeq and is a predicted model, not a curated record. The transcript is spliced from 3 exons. Gene Ontology annotation, molecular function: carbohydrate:proton symporter activity.